Brachypodium distachyon (stiff brome) is the source of this 1973-nucleotide messenger RNA. RefSeq names its product F-box protein At5g49610. The record is from RefSeq and is a predicted model, not a curated record. The transcript has a single exon. NCBI's taxonomy places the organism in Eukaryota, Viridiplantae, Streptophyta, Magnoliopsida, Poales, Poaceae. The coding region runs from base 172 to 1341 and encodes 389 amino acids. Gene Ontology annotation, molecular function: protein binding.
UUCAAUAUCUAUUCAGAAUCGUGGUUAGAUCCCAAUAUAUAUAUUCGACCCUGACUAGAAAAUCGAAAAAGGGUCUUGAUAGCAUAGCUUGGCCGUCGGUUCCUACUCCGUCCGAGCCCCUUGGCGAGCACCGCGGCCGACCGAAGCCCAGCCAGGCCCCUACAUAUCUACAUGACGACGAGCAACCAGAGGAUGAUGGACAACGCGUCCAUACUGCCGGACGAGACGCUGCUGGAGGUCCUCCUGCGCCUGCCCGUGAAAGCAAUCCUCCGCUUCCGCGCCGUGUGCCGCAGCUGGGCCGCGCUGCUCUCCUCGGACUCCUUCUGCGACCUCCACAUGGCCAAAAACGCCGACAGGGAGCCGCCAGCGCUUCCCGAGCUGCUCUACUUAACGCCGUGUCGAAGCUCCAUCGCCACAGAGCUGCGCUGCAGCAGCGACGGCCGCCUGCUGCUCACCGUCAAAGACGUCAUCCGCCAGUUCGCGAGCAUGACGCCCGUGCCGUGCCGCGGCCUCACCUUGCUGCACCACGAUGCCCGGCAUCAGGACGACUACUACCUCUGCAACGCGGCCACACGAGCGGUCGCCAAGCUGCCGCCUUGCCACGACCAGCCCCAAGUUUGCUCGGCCGGCCUCGGGUUCGACGCCGCCACGAGGCAGCACAAGGUGGUCAGGCUGUUUGCCGUCCAGUGGGCGGAAGACGUCCGCGACGCCAUCAAGUGCGAGGUGUUCACCGUGCCUGGGUCCGGUGACCGCUGGAGGCCCGCUGCCGGAGGCCUGCGCCUGCCCUCGGCGUUCUGCGAGUUGGGCUGUGCCGCUAUCGACACGGCGUUAUCGUUCAGCCUCAUGCCGGUGUUCGCGGACGGGUUCCUACACUGGAUCAUCCUCCCCAUAUGCAAGUUCAUGGACGCAGCCGUGCUGUCCUUCUCUCUCGCGGAUGAGACCUUCAGUUUGGUCGCGUCACCGUCACCCUUCGUUGGAUCGCACCUGGUGGAGCUUGAUGGCAGGUUGUGUGCCGUCCAGGAACUUCCGUAUCGUCGCUUGACGGAGAUCUGGAGCGAGAAGGAGUACGGAUCUGGUGACUGGUCACUGGAGCAUCGGAUUGAUCUGGCGCAGCGUGGUGGAAAAGAUUUGAUCGAGGCAGAGGAGCAUGUCAGAGUUCUUGGCGGUUGCAGACCUGGAAAGAAACUCGUCUUUGUCACGUCCAAAGGCAAGGUGAUUGCCUGUGAUCCGACGUCUGGAACUCUAGAAACUAUCCUUCAACUGCAAGGAAAUCGUCAUCCAGAUAGUAGAAAUGUCACAGAUGUUUGUUUGUUACAAGAGAGCCUUGCUCCGGUGCAUUAAGCGCGAUAAAGAAAAAGACUUGGUUUGUUCUGAGUUAACUUGACUUGAGUUCUAUAUAUAUGGAGCAUCUACAUACGUAAAUCCACAUAGCUUGCAGGAAUAGAAUGUAUACAUGCGUAUGUAACAAAGUUGCGACACUUGAUAUAGGACGGAGGGAGAACUAUUUUUCGGUUGUAGAUAAUAGUGCAUUUUCUAUAAACUUGGUCACACUUUAAAAAGAUUUGACACCCCAACCACACUCCAACCAGAAAUCAUGCUCAUGCUUCCACUUGAAGAAACAUCUUGGACGAAGACAAACCAUUCCUUUCAAAAUUUCCUCGGACAUGUUCUCUCUCUUCUUAGCUUUCCGAAUGACUGCAUCUUUAUCAUGUUUGCAUUCAUCUAAGAAAUGCUUUGAUAUAGAAACAAGGGGUAGGGAACACAUGUCAAAAGACGAAUAUCCUGAAGGGUUUGUUUCAGAAUAUGCCCAGACGAAUUGAUGAGCUCUCAUUUUUGCACAUGAAAGUCUUAUGAGAACGGCUAUUCAGAAUAAACACGAAAUGGUUGGACAGAGAUAUGAAAAGAUAGAAAGAUGUUACACAUGGGCAGACGCAUUCUCAGAGCGAGAUUUCUGGGCCCAUCAGUCGUUCCUC